Molecule: messenger RNA, 3219 nt
Organism: Nicotiana attenuata
Lineage: Eukaryota; Viridiplantae; Streptophyta; Magnoliopsida; Solanales; Solanaceae
Product: probable inactive leucine-rich repeat receptor-like protein kinase At3g03770
Exons: 7
Coding region: 524-2830 (768 amino acids)
Biological process (GO): protein phosphorylation
Molecular function (GO): protein binding; ATP binding; protein kinase activity
Source: RefSeq, a predicted model, not a curated record
GUCACAUAGAGUAAACAAUAUUGAAGACUGUACUGGAGUGAGGAAGACUGAAAAUACUAGUAGUAGUAAUAAGAGCCGUUUUAAGUAAGAACCGAACCGGAGGGACGGUCACCACUCACCAUUAAUGGCAGAGACCUCAGGAAACCCGCGAUAGACCACUCAAUCAUCUUCUGAAUUGAAUGCAUGUUGCAAUUAAUGCCUUCUUCUGUCGGGUACUCUUAUUCCAACUACUUCUCCAUUUCUCUCCAUUAUAUAAACACUUUUCUUCUUUUAAUUCCACCUUUUUAGCCGUACAAAUACCCAUUUAUUAGUGCUUCAUUAUAGAGCUCUCCCUUGGCUUGACCCCGGAGUGGGUUUAUUAUUCUUUUUGUUUUUCUAUCUUUUUCUCUUCUCCCAAUAUAUCUCUGCCAGGAAAAAGAAAAACAUUCCUUUGAUGUUCAGUUUAGCUUGUUUGUUUGCUUUUUUCUUAACGGGUAUUUUUCAAGAUUUGCAUUUCUAGGUUCCAUUUGAAGAAGACAGUUAAAUGGGGUGGCUGAAGAUAUUUCUAACAGUUUUAUUCAUGUGGGGUUUCUUGAUCCAAAAUACUUAUCAGUUAAGGUCCUAUGAAACUGAAAUUCUCCUUCAGUUGCGGAAGCACUUAGAAUAUCCAGUGCAGCUAGAUGUUCUGGAGAAUUACAAUGAUGACUUUUGCAAUUUGGGUUCAACACUGAAUAUGAGCAUUAUUUGUCAGGAUAACUCUGUUACUGAGCUCAAAAUCAAGGGUGAUAAGCUAGUUAAAGUCAACGAAUUUCAUGGUGUUGCAGUCUCAAACAAUACCUUAUCUGAACAUUUCUCCGUUGAAUCUUUUGUUACCACUUUGACGAGGUUGAGUAGUUUAAAGGUUCUAACUUUAGUUUCUUUAGGCAUUUGGGGACCCCUCCCUGCUAAAAUUCAUCGGUUAUCGUCCCUUGAAGUUUUGGAUAUGAGUUCUAAUUUUCUUUAUGGUUCAAUUCCAUUUGAGAUGUCUACAUUGGUGAAGCUUCAUACUUUGACAUUAGAUGGCAAUUUUUUCAAUGAUACUCUCCCUGAUUGGUUGGAUUUGUUGCCAAAUAUUACUAUUUUAAGCAUGAAAAAUAACAGGUUGAAGGGUCAAAUUCCUACUUCAAUUACUAAAAUUACGAGCCUUGCUGACAUUGUUCUGUCACACAAUGCACUUUCUGGUGAAUUACCAGAUUUAAGUGCCCUGUCUAAUUUGCAUUUGUUGGAUUUAAGAGAAAAUCAUUUGGAUUCUCAACUGCCACCCUUGCCACAUGGAUUGACAACUAUUCUGCUAAGCAAUAAUGCUUUCUCAGGUGAGAUUCCGGAAGAAUUUUGCGAAUUAAAUCAGCUUCAACACCUAGAUUUGUCGAAUAAUGCUCUUACUGGAAGGCCUCCUGCUGAUUUGUUCUCUUUGCCAAGUAUUAGUUACUUGAAUUUAGCAUUUAAUGUUCUGAGCGGUUCGCUUCCUGAAAAUCUCAAUUGUGGGGGUGAACUUGGUUUUGUUGAUAUUUCUGAUAAUAGACUUGUUGGUGUGGUUCCUUCUUGCUUGAACGCCAGUUCAGAUAAUCGAAUUGUUAAGGUUAGUGGAAAUUGCUUGUCUGUUGAUACUCAAUAUCAGCACUCGGAGUCUUAUUGCAAAGAAGCAAAUUUGGCAAAGAAACACAACACAGGAAAAGAGAUAGCAAUAUUGGUAGGUGUUGUAGGGGGAACUGUAAUAUUUGUGGUGCUUUUGGCAGCUGUACUUCUCAUCUUCUGUAGAAGACAGCAAGCGCAUCACAAUGUGGAUCAGUACGUGUUUCCCAAAGCUGUGCAUGAUAAUGCGCAACCUAAUAUUUCUGCUGAGCUCCUGGCAAAUGCUAGAAUCAUUUCUCAAGCGGCAGCACUAGGAUCACAAGGUGCCCCAUCAUAUCGGGUGUUCUCCAUGGAAGAGUUGGAAGAAGCUACAGAAAACUUUAAUAAAUCAGCAUUACUCGGUGAAGGCUCCAUUGGAAAAAUUUACAAGGGAAAAUUAGAGAAUGGAACCCAUGUUACUGUAAGAGAAUUGAAUGUUUAUAGAAGAUGCACUAGUUGGAACCUCAAACUUCGAAUGGAUUUGCUAUCAAAGUUUCACCACCCACAUUUAGUAAGCCUUCUGGGUCACUGCAUUGAUGGUGGAGCGCAAGAUGACUCAACUGUCCACAGACUUUUUCUGGUUUAUGAAUUUAUUCCUUGUGGAAAUUUGCGUGCUCGUCUUUCAGAAACUACUCCAGGAAAGGUCCUCAAGUGGUCAGACAGGUUGGCAAUUCUGAUUGGUGUUGCCAAGUCUGUUCACUUUCUCCACACUGGCGUAAUUCCUCCUUCAUAUGGAAAUAGCUUGAAGACAAACAAUAUACUGCUUGACGAGCAUCAGAUUGCAAAACUUAGUGAUUAUGGAAUGUCAAUCCUUAUGGAAGAAAGUGAAAAAGUUGAGGCAAAAGGAGAUGGCUACAACUCCUGGCACAUGACUAAGAAAGAAGAUGAUGUGUAUAACUUUGGUUUCAUAUUACUGGAGUCGCUGGUGGGUCCUAUAGUUAGUGGAAAAGGAGAAACUUUUUUGCUUAAUGAAAUGGCAUCCUUUGGUAGCCAAGAUGGUCGGCGCAGAAUUGUAGAUCCAGCUGUGCUAAUCACUAGCUCGCAGGAGUCUUUGUCAAUUGUAAUAUCCAUCACCAACAAAUGCAUAGCUCCUGAGUCACUGAGCCGCCCCUCAUUUGAGGAUGUCCUCUGGAACCUGCAGUAUGCAGCUCAAGUCCAGGCUACAGCCGAUGCAGAUCAAAGAUCUGAUGCAACUUCAUAGUCAUGAGGUAUUCAAGAAAUUCAACCGCAUCUCAUCAGUAAUUUUUGCUCAUGGCAUGAGCUCCUCGUGCUGCUGUCUCGAGUGGGAGUUGAGUUAGCUGACUUCACUAUGUUUGUGGGAGCACAAAAUGAAUGCAACCCUCAGCCUCAUUCAUGUACAAACUUCUUGUCCUCGCUUUCUUUUCCUUUGUAUAAAAGUGUAAAUUCGUCGAUUCUUUGAAUUUUAGAAUGUAGAAGUAGGUGAUGCUGUAAAACACACCUAGGCUUCACAUGAACUUGUAUUACCUUCCUUCAGAAUGGAUAGAAAAGAAACAGAUAUAGCUUAUGUUUCUUCCGCAGGGCGAUAUAUCGAAGUCCCAAAUGACAAAAGAGGAAAAAUCAUGGAAACAA